UUCCUACCAUCAAGCUCAUCUUAAUUAGUCCUUACUCUUACCACACCGCCACUACACAUCAAGAUGUUGGAAGCUCGCCUCGAACAAGCUAGUCUUCUCAAGCGCGUUGUCGACGCGAUCAAGGAUCUCGUGCAGGACUGCAACUUCGAUUGCAAUGACUCGGGAAUCUCUCUACAGGCCAUGGAUAACUCCCAUGUUGCCCUCGUUUCCAUGUUGCUCAAGGCUGAAGGAUUUUCUCCCUACCGCUGCGACCGUAACAUUGCCCUCGGUAUCAACCUGGUUUCCCUGACCAAGGUCCUGCGGGCUGCUCAGAACGAAGAUAUUCUUACCCUCAAGGCCGAGGAUUCUCCCGAUGCCGUCAACCUGAUGUUCGAGAGUGCCGAGACCGACAGACUGAGCGAGUACGAUAUCAAGUUGAUGGACAUCGAUCAAGAACACCUGGCCAUUCCCGAGACAGAGUACGCUGCUACGGUUGAGAUGCCGGCAGCCGAAUUCCAGCGCAUCUGCAGAGACCUGAUGGCUCUUUCUGAGUCCGUCGUUAUCGAGGCCACGAAGGAGGGUGUCAAGUUCUCCUGCCAGGGUGACAUUGGUAGCGGCUCUGUCACUGUCCGUCAACACAGCAAUGUCGACAAGCCUGAGCAGAGCGUCUCCAUUGCUCUCAGUGAGCCCGUCGCCCUCACUUUCUCUCUCAAGUAUCUCGUCAACUUCUGCAAGGCUACCAACUUGUCCAACAAGGUGACUCUGUGCUUGUCGCAGGAGGUACCCCUCCUCGUCGAGUAUGGUCUGGGAAGCGGCCAUCUCAGAUUUUACCUUGCUCCUAAGAUUGGUGACGAGGAGUAGACUAAUGAUUGCGAAGAGCAACGAAUGCCAUCAUGAUAAAAGAGGGAGCAACAGGGAGGCCACGAUUUCCAUUUCUAUUUUGUUUCCAUUGACACACCGCACCACCAGAAAAUAUCCCUUGAUUGUGUGCACGGGGGUCAAGGUUCACUUCGAUUAUAAUAUCCUGUUAGAUAUCAAGCGUUUCAAUUGUUCAAAAUUCAAUUGGUUUAUAAGGG
Messenger RNA from Aspergillus aculeatus ATCC 16872, 1055 nucleotides. RefSeq names its product proliferating cell nuclear antigen. The record is from RefSeq and is a predicted model, not a curated record. Lineage: Eukaryota; Fungi; Ascomycota; Eurotiomycetes; Eurotiales; Aspergillaceae. Gene Ontology annotation, biological process: mismatch repair; regulation of DNA replication; translesion synthesis. The transcript has 5 exons. Gene Ontology annotation, molecular function: DNA binding; DNA polymerase processivity factor activity. Gene Ontology annotation, cellular component: PCNA complex. Bases 64 to 840 code for a protein of 258 amino acids.